This is a messenger RNA of Linderina pennispora, 1443 nucleotides long. Its product is annotated as MATE efflux family protein. Gene Ontology annotation, biological process: xenobiotic detoxification by transmembrane export across the plasma membrane. Lineage: Eukaryota; Fungi; Kickxellomycota; Kickxellomycetes; Kickxellales; Kickxellaceae. Gene Ontology annotation, molecular function: antiporter activity; xenobiotic transmembrane transporter activity. The record is from RefSeq and is a predicted model, not a curated record. Gene Ontology annotation, cellular component: membrane. The transcript has a single exon. Bases 1 to 1443 code for a protein of 480 amino acids.
AUGGCCAAGCAGGAAGCCAGGACGAUGGUCGUGUCGAGCAUCCCAGUAGCGCUCUCGUCGCUGUUGCAGUUCAGCAUUGGCUUCGCCAACAUCGUGUCGCUAGGCCACCUGGGCUCGAACGAACUGUCGGCUGCGUCGCUCGGAAACAUGACUGUGGUUAUGCUUAUCAACGGGCCGUCGGUUGGCUUGGCAGCGGCACUCGAUACGUUCUGCUCAACUGCGUUCACCGCAUCCAAGGACCGCACUUUGGUUGGAUUCCACCUGCAGCGCGGAAUCAUUGCAGUGCUGGCACACUACCUGAUGGUGCUGCCGCUGCUGUUCAACAUGGAGUGGCUACUGCUUGCCCUGAACCAGGAACCCGAGAUUGCGAGGCUGUGUGGGCAGUACGUGCGCAUCCAGAUGCUGGCAUCGCUGCCGUGGAUCGUGUUCGAGUGCAUCAAGCGGUUCCUGCAGGCCCAGCGGCACAUGCGGGCCAGCACCCUCAUUCUGAUGGUGGUGAUGCCGAUUCAUAUGGUUAACAACUACCUGUUUGUGUGGUCGCCGACGGUCGGCUUCGGAUUCCUGGGUGCGGCUGCCGCCAACGUCGUGACCUGCUGGCUCAUGUUCUUUGGUAUUCUCGCCUAUACUUACCUGUGCGAUGCCCGCCAGGCGUGGGGCGGUUGGUCGUGGAAGCCCUUCAUGGCUAUGCGCCAGUACUACCGUCUUGCCAUCCCGUCGGUGGUGAUGAUCUGCAGCGACUGGCUAUGCUGGGAGGGAAUGACCAUCGCUGCUAGCUACCUGGGCAGUGUGCCGCUGGCUGCGCAGUCGAUUGUGCUCAACACCUGCACCCUGUCAUACCAGAUUCCGGGUGGCCUGGGCACAGCGCUGAGCAACCAGGUCGGCAAUCUCUUGGGCCAGGCCCGUGCUCGCCGGUCGAUGGUCGCUUCGAACGUCGGCCUAUCGCUAGGUGCUUUUGCCGGCGCACUCAACUCGCUGCUUUUCCUUGUCACCGCGUCGUGGUGGGGCAAGAUCUACUCGACCGACCCCGAUGUCAUCGCGUGCGUGGCACUGAUCAUGCCAGUUAGCGCCCUCUUCCAGAUCUCCGACGCCGUGAACGCAGUCACCGGCGGCUCUCUGCGCAGCCUGGGCCGCCAGCGCCACGGUGCCUGGAUCAACUUCCCGUGCUUCUACCUGAUCGGAUUCCCACUCAGCAUCUACUUUGCCUACGGCCCCUGGAAGCUUGGCAUUAUUGGGCUGUGGGUCGGGUUGAGCAUCGGCGUCACUAUGGCAGCCAUCGGCCAGACGUAUAUUUGCGUCAGUGCUGAUUUCCAGCACGAGGUCGACCGCUGCAUGCGUCAGGUCUCCUCAUACAAGAAUGUGACAAAGGAUAGCAACACCAACGCUCAGGCUCUAAUUGGCGAGGACCGCAAUGCGUCCUCGGCUACCCUGGCCAGCGAGGUUUAA